This is a messenger RNA of Centropristis striata (black sea bass), 1817 nucleotides long. RefSeq names its product T-cell surface glycoprotein CD3 zeta chain-like. Gene Ontology annotation, molecular function: IgE receptor activity. Bases 109 to 498 code for a protein of 129 amino acids. The transcript has 7 exons. Gene Ontology annotation, cellular component: Fc-epsilon receptor I complex. NCBI's taxonomy places the organism in Eukaryota, Metazoa, Chordata, Actinopteri, Perciformes, Serranidae. The record is from RefSeq and is a predicted model, not a curated record. Gene Ontology annotation, biological process: cell surface receptor signaling pathway.
CUUCCUCUGAUCACGGAAAAAAAAAAAAAGAAAGAAGAUUGAGGCAACCAGAAGAGAAAGAAAUAGAGAAAGGAAAGCUUGUUUCUGCAGAACAGACAGAAAAUAGUUAUGGAUAAACUGAGCUCAGGUGUGUUUGUGCUGUUUGUGCUCCUGGUGCCUGUUUCCUCGACAGAUAUUUUUUUAGCUGAGCCGAUGGUUUGCUACUUCCUGGACGUGAUCCUGGUUGUUUACUGCGUUGUGGCCACGGGGCUGUACUUCAGAGAAAAGUUUAUCAUCCCCACACCUGCCAAAGCGACUGACGAUAAUGGAGGCAUUUACCAGGAGCUCGACAGAGCGAAAGACCAAGAUGCGUACCAGGUGCUGGAACCAACAAAAGCCAAAAAAAAAGUGAAGAAAAGGAAAACUGAGUCGACCUCGGCUGAGGAGAGGGACAAAGACGCCUACGAGACUUUGAACCCCAGCGGCUCAGAUGCUGCUCCGCCUCUGUCCCCCCACUGAAGUCCAACAGACAGAAUGCUGAUCAAAGCUGACACACUUUUAUCACAAGAUUAGCCAGCAAGUAAUCUGAUGAACAAUUAAUCUUUUAAGUUAUAUAUCAAAUAGAUAUUCAAAACCUUCUCUGGAAAAAGCUUUUUCAAAAAAUUUGAAUUGGCAGUUUCUUUUUCUUGUUAGUGAUAAUUAAUUAUCGAACAAAAAGAGCAAUUUAAAGACGUCAUCCUGUAAUGAGCCUUUUUUCAUCACUUUGUUACAUGUUAUAAAAGAAAAUAUUAAUUAUAAAUAUUAAUAAUUAACUUAUAAUUAAAUUGUAAUAAUUAACUUUACUGUUAGCCCUUAAAAGCCAGAUAUACUUUAAAACAUUCUGUUUAACAGUUAUAUGAGGCUUUAAUUCACACAUUUAACAAGACAAGGUCAAAACCAGCAGUGGAAAAAAGUAUUAAGAGAAGUACUAGUACCACACUGUGAAAUUACUCCACUACAAGUAAAAGUCCUGCAUUCAAAACUUACUUCAGUAAAAGUAUAAAAGUAUAAGCAUCAAAAUGAACUUAAAGUAUCAAAAGUAAAAGCAUUUUUUAUGCAAAAUGCAACCACUCUAAACACACUAUAAAUUCAAAAUAUAUUAAUUUGUAUUGAUGCAUUUAUGUGAGCAGUUUUAAUUUUCUCUUUAACUUUUCAAUAUACUGUUAUGAGAUUGAAUAAAUUUAAAAAAAAGUCUAAUCACUUUAAAUGUAUACACAUUUUAUGAUAAAUCUCAAUAAAUAGUAAUCAUAAAAUACUCAGGUAAAGUACAUCAAAAUUGUACUUAAGUACAGUACUUGAGUAAAUGUACUUCAUUUCAUUCCACCACUGCUAACAUGCUAAUGCUAACAAGUACCAGCAUAAAAAUGUACUUUAAGUAUCAAAAGUAAUAGUACUUAUCAUGCAACUACUCAGGUUGUUUUAUAUAUUUUGCAUAUAUUAUUUGUGCUGAUGCAUUUAUGUGACUAGUGUUUUAAUUUUCUCAAGUUAGGGCUCAUUGUAACGACUUAAUAUACUGUUAUGAGGUUUAAUACAAAAAAAGUCUUUACAUUAAAUUGAUCAUGUUUUAUGAUGAAUCUCGACCUGAAAAGCAAAUACAGCUUGCAGCUAAAAGGAUUGGAGUAAAAAGUACAAUAUGCUUCUAAAAUGUAGUGGAAGUCGAAGUAUAAAGUUUGUUACAUUCCACCACUGCUAACAUGCUAAUGCUAACAAAGCAGGUUACUCUUUACAUGCUAUUUUAACUUAUUAUGCUAACACUUAUUAGCAGUAGAUGCAAAAUGCAGCAGAAGCUGAUGGGAAUU